AUGAGCCGUGAGGAAUUCAGCUUGGGAGGCUUGGGUAAUUUAGCCCCAGCGAACGACCGCUCACAACUAAUUCAUCCCGCGCAACCGGAUCGCUACCAAUACGCUGCUCGUCGUUUAGAAGAGGCUCAGGGUAACUCUGGUUACCUUACACUCAAUGGCCACCGCAGAAAGGUCGAUUUCAAGGAAUUGAAGAAUAUUGGCUAUAUCGGCCACGGAAGUUGCGGCACCGUUGAGAAAUACGAAUAUGAAGGCGUUAUAAUGGCGGUUAAGGCGAUGCCGAUUACUCAAAACAGUUAUGAAGUUUCGCGAAUCAUGAUGGACCUCACAGUCAUCUGCAGAUCGUUUGAUUGCCCAUACAUUGUCAAAUGCUAUGGAUAUUUUAUAACCAAUCAAAAUGUCUACGUUUGCAUGGAAUGCAUGGCAACUUGCCUUGAUCGUCUCCUUAAGCUCAUUCAGCAGCCAAUCCCGGAAAACAUAAUUGGAGUGCUUUGCGUUAGCAUUGUUAAGGCUUUGCAUUAUUUGAAGCAUACUCAUAAGAUUAUGCAUCGUGAUGUGAAACCAUCGAACAUUCUUUUGGAUUGGAAUGGCACUAUUAAGCUUUGCGAUUUCGGAAUUGCUGGUCAAUUGAUCGAAUCGCGCGCCCACUCACGUCAGGCAGGAUGUCCGCUUUACAUGGGACCAGAGAGAUUGGAUCCCAACAAUCAGGAUUCCUAUGACAUUCGUAGUGAUGUUUGGUCAUUUGGGCUCACAUUGGUUGAAUUGGCCACUGGAAAGUAUCCGUUUCCGGGAAAUGAGUUCGAAAUGAUGAUGAGCAUCAUCAAUGAUGAUCCACCGCGCUUGAAGCCGUCUGAUGGAUUCACACCGAUGUUUUGCAAUCUUGUUGAGCAAUGCUUGCAGAAAAAACCAGAGAACCGUCCAAACUAUGACGAGCUUCUCGAGCACCCAUUUCUGGAGCAUUACCAGAACACUUCGAUUGACGUCGAAGGCUGGUUCUCCGACGUCAUGGAGGGAUGGGAAACGAAAGAAGCGCAGGAAACGAAACUUAGUGAUCAAUUCACGACAAGCUUACAGCAACAAAUCAAAAUGCUGCAAAUUGAGAACGCGUUUUUACGAAAUCAAACGAAUACCGAAAAUGAAUGUAAAAUACAAUCAAAUGUGCCGCAUCAUCGCUCUGUAAACGAGAUAUCUGUAAACGCUGGCGAAACAUGGUGUCAACUUCCGCCAUUUCAUCCUCCCGUUCACGCGCUGAUACCGGAAAAAGCUGCUCAACGAUUCAAAAGAUUCUCUCACGAAGUUCCGGAAGUUCGAAACUUUCGAGAUCACAGUAUGCCGCGAUCGACAACGAAUUCGUUGCGCGAUAAAUCUUCUAGUUUUAUUGUCAGCGAAUCAGAUCUUCUUGUUGAUUUGGAGCAAAACGAAAGGAAAAAUGCUGUUCUUGAACGUCAACUUAGGCAUUCGAAACAACGAGAACAGGAUCAGGAGAAGGUGAUCAACUCAUUGAGCGCCAAGAUUAAGGAACUUGAAGAGAAGAAUCAACAAUUAACGGGAUACGCGAACACCGAGAAACGAGCCCUUAUGGAAGAGGUGCUGGAAUUGCAGAAGAGAAUCGAUGAGAUGACGCCGGCAAUUGCUGAAAAAGAAAUGAAAAUAGCGCAAAUUGAGAACGAGCGAGCUGAAAUUGCAAACAAGUUGAGGAACGCGAACGUCGAGCAAUCGAAUCUUCAGAUCGAAAUAUCACAGCUUAGAGAAGACAUUUCAAUAAAGAACAAUAAGCUGAAGCGUAUGGGCGAUGACGCCAAAUUAUUGGAAUCGAAAAUCCAAUCUUUGGAGCGAACAAUAGAUGAUUUGAAAAUUCGAGAAGCGAAGUGUUUGGAUGAAAUUAGUCAUUACUCGGAGAAGGUUCGGGAACUUGAAUUGAUUUGCGUUAAUGAUAAACGUCUCAUCGAUCAGGCAAAGGAGGAGAAUACGUUAUUGAUUAAGGAGAACGCAAAAAUUUCGACAAAACUUUCGCAUUUCGAGAAAAAAGAGACUGAAACGGUGAGAGUUGAGAAGCGAGAAGUUAUUCACAGUGAUGAGGAAUUUGAGGAAAUGCGGAGGGCUUUGGAAUCGGAACAAUCAAAUGUGGUAUCUCUUAACGCGAAACUAGAAAUUUUUAAGCAGCGCUGCAAUGACUUACAGAUGGCGCUAUCAGAGCACGAGCUCAUCGAUGAGCAGCAAGCAAGUGAGCGACGACGUGUGGAAAAGGAGCUGAACGCUCUUCAUGCACUUUCCAAAUCCCUCUCGUCAGAAAACAAAAUUUUGAGAGAGGAUAAACUGGCAACUGAUGAAAUCAUAUCGGAUUUAAAACUGAAAGUGAAAACGCUUGAAAACAACGCAAAAGCAUCAGAGGAACUGUUCUUGGAGAAGAAGAAAAUGCACGCGGCCAAGAUUCUCGAGCUCGAAGAAGAAGCAUUAAGAAAACAUCAAAAGUACCUGGAAUUUGAAGAACUUUCCAAGACGCUUCACCAAAUUACUUCACUGCUGCCGAGCAAGACAUCGAGCAUGACUUAUGAAUGCAAGAAAUGA
Messenger RNA from Caenorhabditis bovis, 2565 nucleotides. Lineage: Eukaryota; Metazoa; Nematoda; Chromadorea; Rhabditida; Rhabditidae. The record is from the annotation of a GenBank genome assembly.